AUGCGUGCAGCUUGUGCCAAGUUGCCGAACGAGGUUUUAGUUGCAGCGCUGGAGCUUGCGGGUGUGGUGCAAGAGGAAGACGAGGCCACAUAUCGGGCAGCAUACGACGAGGCGCAGCAAGCUGGCGUGGACCCUCGCCGACUUUCAGAGGCUGAGGAAAUCCUGAGCCGCCUCAGCCUGCCGCAGGCGCAGGCCGCCGGUGCUGCGCCGGAGCCUGACAGUUUCGACUUCCUCCAGAUGAGCACGGAAGGCGUCGCAUGCGAAGCGACCGAGGACAAGCCUGUCUUCCCACCCAUGCCGCCUUCCGCACCAGUCAUUGUCGCUGUAUCCGAGUCUGAAGCAAAGCGCAGAAAAGCAGAGCUGGGCGAUGCAGGAGAGGUCAAAGACGAAGCUGCUGCGGAGGGCGGCGUAGAAGCUCUGCGCAAAUGGUCGCUUCGGAUGAUUGAAGUCUCGCUUCUUCAAUGCCGGAAGCGCAAGGCGGUGGAGAUGGAAGACUUUGAUCUGGCUCACCGCUUGAAGCAGCGGGAGCCUGCCGCAACCUUGCGGCUUACAGCCGCUCGGCAAUCGUGCUUGGCUUGCAAGGAUGCGCCAGCCGCCAACGAAGAGGCCGACACAGAAGAGCGGAAGAGACUGAGGAACCAGGAAGAGGAGGAACUACAGACGGUCAAGCGUCAGAAACAGGAGGCCGUUGAGCUGGAGGACUAUGCUCGUGCAAGCGAACUGAGGAGACGGGAGCUGGAGCUGGAAAGACGAAAGCGGGGUGAUGACUCGCAGGCUGCAGCGGCAGCCUUGCAGAUGCUGGGAGACUCUCCCCCAGAGGUGCUGCUUCACCACUUUGAUCCCGGGGUGGCGGAGUGUGCCCAAGGCGCUGGGUCCGACGUUUGGGAGGCAGUGUCCGCCGACCUCCAGGCAGCUGCGGCUGUGUGA
Molecule: messenger RNA, 927 nt
Organism: Symbiodinium sp. CCMP2592
Lineage: Eukaryota; Dinophyceae; Suessiales; Symbiodiniaceae
Source: the annotation of a GenBank genome assembly